Linepithema humile (Argentine ant) is the source of this 2610-nucleotide messenger RNA. The record is from RefSeq and is a predicted model, not a curated record. Lineage: Eukaryota; Metazoa; Arthropoda; Insecta; Hymenoptera; Formicidae.
AUGGAAUGUAGAAAGUAUUUCGAGAUUAAUCCUGAGAAUUAUCCUCUGAUAGAUCACUGCUAUGACGUAGUAAUAGUGGGAGCGGGAGGCGCAGGAUUAAGAGCGGCUUUUGGUCUCGGUAAAAAAGGAUAUCGAGUGGCAGUGAUAUCAAAGCUCUUUCCGACCAGGUCGCACACCGUGGCAGCCCAGGGUGGUAUAAAUGCUGCUAUCACCGACGAAAAAGACGACAAUUGGCUCUAUCACAUGUAUGACACUGUGAAAGGAUCCGAUUGGCUGGGUGAUCAGGACGCUAUACAUUUUCUCACGAGAGAAGCGCCUCGAGCGAUUUACGAGCUUGAAAAUUAUGGUUGCCCUUUCAGUCGUACGGAAAACGGUAAGAUCUAUCAGCGAGCUUUCGGCGGUCAGUCCUUGAAAUUUGGCAAGGGCGGACAAGCUCGUCGAACUUGCGCCGUCGCUGAUCGAACCGGCCACGCAGUGCUUCAUACUCUUUAUGGACAAAGUCUUCGCUACGAUGUGCACUAUUUCGUCGAAUAUUUCGCUCUCGAUCUGCUCAUGCACGGCCGAUGCUGCAAGGGAAUCCUGGCAUAUGAAUUAGAAACCGGUCUUCUGCAUCGAUUCCGAGCCCAUCAUACAAUGAUGGCAACAGGCGGUGCCGGAAGAUGUUACUUUUCUUGCACCGCGGCUCAUGCCUGCACCGGCGAUGGCAUGGCAAUCGCCUGUCGAGCGGGAUUGCCGCUUCAGGACAUGGAAUUUAUUCAAUUUCAUCCGACUGGUAUUUACGGCAGUGGUAUAUUAAUAACUGAAGGAAGCAGAGGAGAAGGUGGCAGGCUCGUCAACUCCAAAGGAGAAUUCUUUAUGGAUAAGUACGCGCCCAAAGCCAAGGAUCUAGCUUCGCGCGAUGUCGUGUCGAGAGCAAUGACCAUCGAAAUAUUGGAGGGAAGAGGCGUCGGGGAGAAUAAAGAUCACAUCUAUUUGCAAUUGAAUCACCUGCCGGUCGAACUGAUACGCGAGAGGCUACCCGGAAUCUCGCAUCUUGCCUGGGUAUUCGCCGGAGUGGACGUGACUAAGCAACCUAUCCCCGUGAUACCCACGAUGCAUUACAAUAUGGGUGGUAUACCCACAAAUUGGCGAGCGCAAGUGUUAACACGAGAAAAUGAGGAUGACAGACCGAUUGAAGGUCUCUGGGCAGCCGGCGAGACCGCAUGUGCGUCGGUUCACGGUGCUAAUCGUUUGGGUGCUAAUAGUCUCCUGGAAAUUGUGGUCUUCGGCAAAGCCAUCGCCGAUCAAAUCGACUGCAUUACCAGACCUGGUGAACGUCACGAAGAUCUGUCGCCAGACAUUAGCGAGCAGUCGAUUUGUCGUUUUGAUGCGACUCGUUAUGCGAAAGGUUGCGUUCCUGUGGCCGAGCUACGCGAAGAAAUGCAACGCACAAUGCACAAGUAUUGCUCGGUAUUCAGGACUUGCGACAUUCUGCAACGCGGAUGCAGGGAGAUAACUCGUCUCUACACUUGUGACCUACCAGACUUAUGUGUACAAGAUCAAUCCCUCAUUUGGAACACAGAGCUCGUCGAGGCCUUGGAAUUACAAAAUAUGAUGCUCUGUUGCAUGCAUACUGUGUACGGGGCCGAAAAUCGAAAGGAGUCAAGAGGUUCCCACGCCAGAGAAGACUUCAAGGAUAGAAUCGACGAGUAUGAUUACACAAAACCGCUCGAGGGACAAAAGAAACGACCUUACACGGAACAUUGGCGUAAGCAUACACUUACGUGGGCUCAGGAUGAUGGGUUGAUAUGCAUCUCUUAUCGACCUGUUAUCGAUACGACACUAGAUGAAAGCGAAGCUCAACACGUGCCGCCUGCAGUUCGCGCAUAUUGAUUCGAUAAAUGAUUAAUUGCGAGUAUCCUUGUAACUGAAAUGUAACGGAAACGACGUGAUUAAAAAUCGCGUCGGUUAUUGCGUUACGAAACCAAAUGAAACGAUAACCAGUCGGCUAUUGUUAAUUUCAUAUUCAACAUAAAACAUCAGACAACGGAAAAAAUUGCCGCGGAAUUCAUCAAAAAUUUCUUCCCAGAUAUUAUGUAUUAAUUCUCAACUAUCUACUCAGUAAGUACAAUUGUUCUUAAAUUUAAUCAAAUUUAUUAUCAAUCCGUUAAUAUUGCUAUAUCAAUUAGCUAUCUUGAUAUAUGAGCAUCUUAAAUUUCUUGAUGACUUUACACGCGACAGAUGUGAAUGAUGACUCAUUGGUGAGAAUAAUUAAUAUACGUUUGGCUUAUGUUAAUUAGAAACUUUCAAUGAGGAAGGUUAAUAAAAAAUAGUGUCGCAUUGUAGAAGAUAGCUUUUGAAAAACAUUUCUUUAACUUGCACUUCUCAAAGACUGAUAGAGAAAUUAUAUAAGCAAUGACGAAACUGCAAUUUUUUAUGCGAUUUUUUUAUGCGACAUAAAAUGUAUUUCAAAGAUUUAGCAAUGUUGUUGCAACUUAGUUUCGUAAGAGAUAAUUCUUAAUCGCACCUUUGCUGAUAGCGCGACGACAACACCGCGAUGAUAAAUGUUUAAUAAAUCUCACUGAAGAACUCUUGCUAAUCUUUAUUCUAUUCUUGAGUAUAUAUGUGGUA